CUCUCUCUCUUUCUAGUUCACCUCACGGCCCACAGGCCAGCAACCAGAAUAAAAGCUUACGAAGGUUGAGCCAUGGCGCAGGUUAACCUUGGCCCUCCGCUCUCGUCCUCCUUGUGCUGCCUCCGUAAAACGCAGCAGCCUUUAUGGCGCCGUCCGAGAGAGGAUGCAACAAGUUGGUCAUCGUUGCGAAACAGCCUUCAAUGCAAUGGACGAUUCACUUGUCUCCUUUGGGAUAACCAUAAACAGGAGCAAGCAAGAAAAGCGUUGGAAGAUGCUCUUGGUGGAAAGAAGUCUGAAUUGGACAAGUGGGACAAAGAAAUUAGGAAGAGAGAGGAGGAGGAGGCGGCAGGUGGAGGUGGAGGAGGAGGAGGAAGAGGUGGCGGUGGUGGUUGGUUUAGAUGGUGGUCCAAUGGUGACCAUUUCUGGCAGGAAGCCCAACAAGCAAGCCUUGCUGUUUUAGGCAUAAUCCUUGUAUAUCUCAUCAUUGCAAAAGGGGAAGUUAUGCUGGCAGUUAUACUCAAUCCCUUGCUGUUUGCCUUAAGAGGAACAAGAAAUGCAUUUGCUUUUCUAGCAACACAUAUGUCAGGAAAGGGUGAAUUUGAAAAUGUGACAACUGGGGAUGCCAAUUAUGAUUCAUCCGCUAAAAGCAGAGUGUUAAGGAAAUGGGGAAGCGACCAAUAAACAAGUAUUUGCUCUGCCAGUGGAAGUUUUUUUUUUUUUUUUUUUUCCAAAUAGAAAUGCUGCUGGCAAACCUCAUUUCCCUUGUGGCAGUCAUGAUGGCACAACAACAGCAUAUCAUAUUUUGGGUAAACAUAAAUAGAGGCUAGGGAUUUCUAUUGUUUGGGAUUCCAAAAAAAUAAAAAAUUUGGCAAGAUGUUCAUUUUUCUUUUCCUAAGGCACCGCGGUUGAUGAACACCCCACCUGUUAAUGUAUUCUUGUUGGGUUUGGAAGAGAAAGAUAAAUUUGCAAGAUGUUUCAUAUGAUUUUGUGCAA
Impatiens glandulifera is the source of this 993-nucleotide messenger RNA. RefSeq lists its product as uncharacterized. The transcript has 3 exons. The record is from RefSeq and is a predicted model, not a curated record. Bases 73 to 681 code for a protein of 202 amino acids. Lineage: Eukaryota; Viridiplantae; Streptophyta; Magnoliopsida; Ericales; Balsaminaceae.